Molecule: messenger RNA, 1095 nt
Organism: Lactuca sativa (garden lettuce)
Lineage: Eukaryota; Viridiplantae; Streptophyta; Magnoliopsida; Asterales; Asteraceae
Product: transcription factor MYB60
Biological process (GO): response to auxin
Source: RefSeq, a predicted model, not a curated record
GAGAACUAAAGUCGGAACCUUUUAGUGGGAAUAGUAGCUAGGUGUAGCCAUGGGAAGGCCACCCUGCUGUGACAAGGUUGGCGUCAAGAAAGGCCCAUGGACCCCUGAAGAAGACAUCAUUUUGGUCUCUUACAUCCAAGAACAUGGUCCUGGAAACUGGAGAUCAGUGCCAACAAACACUGGUCUUUUAAGAUGCAGCAAGAGUUGCAGACUAAGAUGGACUAAUUAUCUAAGGCCUGGUAUUAGAAGGGGCAAUUUCACUCCACAUGAAGAAGGAAUGAUAGUGCACCUCCAAGCAUUAUUGGGUAACAAAUGGGCUGCCAUAGCUUCGUAUCUUCCCCAAAGAACAGAUAACGAUAUUAAGAAUUACUGGAACACUCACUUGAAAAAGAAGAUCAAGAGUUUGCAAACAUCCUUCGAUUCUCAAAUGUCGCCAUCUGAUACGACCACAUGCACUACUGUAUCUAUUCCCAAGGUAUCUACAGGCAAAAGCCACCAGAACACGACAAUCACAAGCACCAAAAACCCUCAUCAAUAUCCCGACAUCUAUGCGUCGAGCACACAAAACAUCUCAAGAUUGUUAGAAGGUUGGAUGAGAUCAUCUUCAUCAUCGACAUUAGAGGAGAAAAUUGCAAAGCAAGAAAGGGGGAAAGAAUGCUUCGAUGGUCUAGGGGAAAGUGUCGACUUUGAAUUCGAAUCUGUUCUUUCAUUCGAUAAUGGAUGCUGGGAUAAAAUGAUGGGUGGUGAUUAUUACCAGAAGGUUGGGCAUGGCUACGACGACAAGGCUGCAUGUGUUUUGCAUGAGAGGAAGCUUCAGAAACAAGAAAGCUUGAGCAAUCCCCCUUUGAAUUUCUUUGAAAGAUGGCUACUGGAUGAAACCGCAAAUCAACUUGAAGGAGCCCUAGAGCAGCAAGUAAACUAAGGCUUCUUUUUAGUGUUUUUAAUUUUUCUUUCAUAUUUUUGUUGCUAAAUGCUAUUCACUCGUUGGUUAGUUUUUAUUUUCUUUAAUUCUCCUAUCCAACUGUACUUAGGUGGUAGAAGAACAAAUCUGCCUUAAUAAACUCUUUAACUUCAAGUGCUCGUAAUAAGAUACUU